Molecule: messenger RNA, 3546 nt
Organism: Grus americana (Whooping crane)
Lineage: Eukaryota; Metazoa; Chordata; Aves; Gruiformes; Gruidae
Gene: MMP28
Product: matrix metallopeptidase 28
Exons: 8
Coding region: 53-1579 (508 amino acids)
Biological process (GO): proteolysis; extracellular matrix organization; collagen catabolic process
Cellular component (GO): extracellular matrix
Molecular function (GO): zinc ion binding; metalloendopeptidase activity
Source: RefSeq, a predicted model, not a curated record
GCCGCGCCGCCCGGUGCGGAUCGGUGCGGAGGGGAGCGGAGCGGAGCCGGCAAUGGGAGCGCGGGCGGGCGGGGCGCUGCGGGCCGCUCUGGCGCUGGGGCUGCUGGCGGCGGCGCAGCCCGGCCCGGCCGCUCGGCAGCGGCGGGAGGCGGAGCUGUUCCUGGAGAAAUACGGCUACUUCGGCGAGCUGGGGACCGGCAUGCACAGCCCCGCCGAGUUCACGGAGGCGGUGAGAGACUUCCAGCGGGUGACCCACCUCCCGCUCAGCGGGGUCCUGGACGCCCCCACGCUCCAUCAGAUGGCUCUGCCGCGCUGCGGCACGGGCGACGGGGAGAGCCGCGCUGCCGGGGCACACCGGGCGUCUGCCACCCGGCGCCGCAGGCGCACCACGCAGCACGGCGGGAGGUGGUACAAGCGGCACCUGACCUACCGGGUGGUGAACUGGCCCUCCUACCUGCCGCAGCACGAGGUGCGCCUGGCCGUGAAAGCUGCCUUUGAGCUCUGGAGCAACGUGUCCUCACUGGUGUUUUGGGAGGCGCAGGAUGGCCCAGCUGACAUCCGCCUGACCUUCUUCCAUGGGGACCACAACGAUGGACUCAACAACGCCUUCGAUGGACCAGGAGGUGCCCUGGCUCACGCCUUCUUCCCGCGGCGCGGAGAAGCCCACUUCGACAGCGCCGAGCGCUGGUCCCUGCGCAGCGGCAAAGGACGCAACCUCUUCGUCGUGGUGGCACAUGAGGUUGGCCACACGCUGGGGCUGGAGCACUCCCCCGUCAAGAGUGCCCUGAUGUCUCCCUACUACAAGAAGCUCGGCAAGGAUUUUGUCCUCAGCUGGGAUGACAUCUUGGCUAUCCAGAACUUGUACGGGAAGCCCUCCAAGGGCUUGGCCAUCCAGCUCCCAGGAAAGGUCUUCACUCACUUCCAGGACUGGAGCACGGACCUUUAUGGUGGGGACCGGCAGCAGAGGAGCCUCAGUGCCUAUUACUGCCACUCCUUCUUCGAUGCCAUAACUGCUGACACGGAUCACAACCUCUACAUCUUCAAGGGCAGCCACUACUGGGUGGUGCCGGCGAGCAGCAAUGCCAGCGACCCGCAGCCCCUGCAGACGCGCUGGCCUGGCCUCCCCGCCGGCAUCGAUGCCUGCGCCUGGUCCCAGCUCAGCCGCAAGUUUUACUUCUUCAAAGGUGGCCGAUGCUGGCGCUACACGGGCUCCACCCUGGAGGCAGGUUUCCCCCAGAAAUGCAGCGCCCGCGGCCUCCCGCGCCACCCCGACACCGCGCUCUACUUCCAGCAGCUCCGGCACCUGGUCCUCUUCAAAGGACCCAAGUACUUCGUGGUGAGCGAGGAGACCCUCGGCGUGGAGCCCUACUACCCCCGCAGCCUGCGGGACUGGGAGGGCUUGCCCCCCGGCACGGCGGGCGCCCUUACCCACCGCGACGGCUUCAUCUACUUCUUUCGGGAUGACCAGUACUGGCAAUUCGACCGGGCGAAGCUGCAAGUGGUGGCCACUGGCAAAUGGGCCACCGAGCUGCCCUGGAUGGGCUGCUGGGAUGCAAACGGUGGGCAGGUCCUCUUCUGAGCAGAGCGUGCUGGGAUGAAAUGGGGGGGGGUGGGGGGUGCGGAACCCUACCUUGCUUGCAGCUGCCUGGAUCCCUCUUUAUUUGACUCUGAUUCCUGUCCGGGGACGGUUCGGCAGGGACCGGCAGGUUGGGGCUGCCCGUGGCCGGCCGGAGCCGUGGGUCGGUGGAGCGGUGCCCCGGCACAGCAGGGAUGCAGCCGGGACGGGGCAGCCAUCAGCCCAGGCGGGUCUGCCACAGCCAGGCGGGCUGGAAGCUUUGAGAGACAAUAUUUUUUUAAAAAAAAAAAAAGACCACAAAGAAAGGUAUAAGCCAUGGAGACUGCAAACACACCCAUUUCUGCAAACUUUCAGAAUAUCGUUACGCAUUUCUUUCAAACCGGGACUGGGGUUUGUUGAUGCUUUAGCUGUCGUUUUCCCGUGAGCUGGCAGAGAAGCGCCUCACCAUUGCUUGGUUUGGGGCUUGGGAUGUUUCCUGGUUAAAACAAAAAAGAAAAGAGGCAUUUGGACAAAACUACAGGUCCAUGUCGAGCUUUGCCCCCGCUGCAUGUGCAGAGCCCCCCCGCUCCCCCCUCCUCCCCGGCCUUGCCCCAGGGAUGGAGGGUCAGGACCUGGAGGAGGAGCCCAUCGCCUGCUGGCCCCAUCCCAGCUCGCGGGUGAGGCACCGGCUGGAGACACCGACACCGUGGGAUUUUUGGGGAGAAAGCAGAGGGUUUUGGUGUAGGAACCUCUUUGGGGUGAAGGGGGGGGUACAGCUGGGCUGCUGACUGUGUCGCUGUGGGACGGUGCUGCGCAGCUCGAGGGGAGCGGGAGCACUGCAGCUUGGCUUCCUGAUGGCUGCGUGGGUGCUCCGGUGUCUCAUAAGGGUUGUGCUCACCUGGCAGCCUUUCUUGUGUGCAAAGUGUCUUGUCCUCUGCUCUGUCUCUGAAAGAGACGGGGUCAACAUAUUUUUGAGUCCCGUGCCCCUCUGCCACAGCUGAAUGAACGGGGUUGACAAAUCACUGGGGGAGGAGGGGAAGAGGCGAGGGUGAGCAGGACGGACGGACAUGUCCGUGCAUGCAGGCUCACGAGGACAGCUCGGCUGCAUAUUCCUCAUUCCUUUCCCAAAGCACGCUCCCCACCUUGAAAGGUUGCUGGCUCCUCUGCACGGAGUCACCCGUCACGUCUGCAACAGGCCGUUGUCUCCCAUAGCCGGUGGGGGAGCGUCGGGUCCCCGAGGUUCAGAAUCGGUGGCGGCAAGUGCCAGCCGUCGGUGCUGACCAGGACAGGGCUCAACUUUCUUAAAAUGUCCUUUGAGUUGAGAGAUUUGGGGAUUUUCACCAUGCCGGGGUUGCACACGGGUGGGCUGCUGCUUCGCUGAUCGUUCUCCCAGGACUCGCACCCUGGCGCUGGGUGCCCUGCUUCAGGUCGGGGGCUUCGGCACCGGGCUGCGGCUGGUCCUGCCGUGUUGGGGUGCUGUGCCAGGGUGUUGUGCUGGGGUGCUGUGCCGGGGUGUUGUGCCAGGGUGUUGUGCCGGGGUGCUGUGUUGGGGUGCUGUGCCGGGGUGCCGUGCCGGGGUGCUCUCCCAGUGCCAGCAGCCUCGAGGACUCUUCCCUUCAGCACAGCACCCUCUGCUCGCCAUUGCCCACCCUGGACCUUCCCCGCAGAGGAGGCAGGAGCUGGGCUUGCCCCAGGCAGGGCACCAGGGCUGGUACUUCCCAAGGGCUUUUGGUGCUGCCAGAUGCCAGCUGAGACGUGGACAGAGAGCCAACGUGAGUGAUUCUGUCCAUUCUCCGUGGUAUUUGUGAGUGAGCCUUUCCUGUGCAGACCAGACAUGGGGACUUCAUUUGCUCACGGCUUAAAAAUCUCAGGGGACUUUCAGUGUUGCCAAAGAGACGGGUCCGCAUCAUUUUUAUUUUGAGUUGAAUAAUAAGGCAACGCCGCUUGCUGGGGUCCCAAGGGCUUGGAGACCUGAUGGCAAAUAAAACAAA